AGUCGGAAAAAUUUGCACAAGGCAUUCGGACGCGGCAGCGCUCUACGGGGAAAAAAAUUCAACUAAACGGAGGAAACUAAACUUAAAAGAGACGCAGUUGCUUUCAUAUUUACGUUCACCGUGAGCUUACUUCAGUAAGCUGUGCAUUCUCGAACCGUACGGACGUUUUAACACGGUACGGAAAUUUUAACAAUUUUAACCAGCAAACACACAAAAAAAGACGUAAUUUCUUCAGAUCAAUGCGAUUGAAUGGUGUGGAAAUCGUCUAAUUAAGUAAACUUAGCCGUACGCGAAUUUUUCCUUCCAAGUGCAACGAAUUCUUGUGAAUUCCGUAAAAAUGACAAAAUGACAGCAAAACGUGAUAAGGAUUACACCAAAAAUAAAGCAACAACGGGCAUCGGAUUUACUGCCUCUAGCUCGACCAAUGGCAGCGGUAAUGGCAUAAAAUCCAUUGGCCUGGUGAGCUCCACACAAAAUGUAACCUCAUCAUCGCAGGACAUCAGCAAACGUACAAAUAAACCACUCAUGGAGAAACGCAGACGUGCACGCAUCAAUCAAAGCCUGGCCAUACUGAAGGCUCUCAUUUUGGAAUCGACCAAGAAUCAGAAUGCCAAAAAUGGCGAUGGCCAGGCCAAGCAUACAAAAUUGGAGAAGGCCGAUAUCUUAGAGUUGACCGUACGACAUUUUCAACGGCAUCGAAAUCUCGAUGAUCCAAGCGUAAAUAAAUAUCGAGCCGGAUAUACGGAUUGUGCACGUGAAGUAGCACGUUAUUUAGCCACACCAGAGCCACCACCGUUGGGUAAUAUGCCAACGUUGUCCGAGCCAGGGUCCAAGGCACGUCUGCUAAGGCAUUUGGAUCAGUGUAUAGCCGAAAUCGAUGUGGAAAUUUGCCCGCACACAAAUACGGCAAAUUUUGCAGAUAGUCCCAGCAGUAGUAGUUGCUAUGACAUGAACAAUUCCAGCUCUGCCCAAGUUUCAGUUCAGUUGCCAGUACCAAAAGGAAAGGGAACACAACAGGAUGAGCAUUCACUGGAUUACAGUAGUCAAGAUUCCAAUCCCUUGGACUAUAGUAAAGGCCUUAAACUUAUUGGUCCCGGUGGAGUAGUUAGCACUGUCAAUACUGACCAAUGUGUGCUACCCUCCACAACACCAGCCCCGCAGGAUGAGAACAACAAUCGUGGCCAGCAGACCAUACAAACACAAGCACACAAUCCACCGCAAUCACCACCUGUGGCCAUACCAACCACUACGACUGCUCCUACAGCUACUGCUGCUGUUGCUUCCGAUCUUGCCUAUGAGGAUGAUCGGAGUAAAUUGUGUGCCAAUGUCCUGGAACAAUAUAAGCAACAGCUUAAGGUCCAAAGUCAAACGGAUGGAUCUAAUGGUGUUUUGGUGCUGCCGCCACACUACGUCCAAUUGGCAGCGGCUCUUGGCCUUAGUGCCCAACCACUGGUCGAUCCAAUUGCCACACGUACAGAUUUUGAGCGUCUGAUAGAGUUGCAGCGUGUCCAACCCCAUUUGGCAGGCAAACUAAGCCCCAAUUUUCCCGGCGGUCUGGAGGCAGCACAUGUAGCAGCCGCAGCGGCCGCUGCCUAUGCAAACAGUAUGGCAGUGGCUGCAUCGGCAGGAGCUGGCGGUCUUGCCACAGUUGUCCAGCAGACAGAGCGUCCCGCAUCGGUGGCCAGUUCGGGAGUUUCUGUCUCUGAAUUGAAGUCCGUAACGGCAGCCAUGGCCACACAACAGUCAUCACCCCGCUCCGAGAGCGGCAUUGGCUCAAACGAGAAUGAGAUUAUAGAGGCCUCGCCAAGACCCCAGACGAGCAGUGCAGCACGACAGGCGUUGCGCCAACGCCAAGCGGAGGAGGAGUAUCAGUACCUGGCUCAAGCCCAGGCAGCCGGAGUCGGCCAAGAUGAGAGCAUGUGGCGGCCAUGGUAAAGCUGGGCCAAGAUUUAUUGGUAAGCCUCAAUGAUCCCAAAACACUCCAUCAUAACUGGCAGCCAGAUGGAACUGUUUUUUGUGUGUAUAAUACUAUAUAUUUAAUUGUUAUAAUUGAUCGUCUACUAAGAAAAAACCCGGCGCUAUUCUCAAAACACAAACCCUCGAAAAAAAAAGUUAAUAAAUAAAUUUAAAAAAAAAUCUUUUUAGAGACUACAAUUCGGUAUCGAAUAUAGAUUCGAAUAUCGGAAAAUUCUCUCUAUAAUGCAUUUUCCAUUUUGUGCCAAGGCCUAAGAGACUCUUAUCAAUAAAUUUGUAUAUGUAUGUACUUAUAUGUGGUAGAAUUUCUGGCUAACAAAUGCAUUAUUUGCUGCGUCAGAUGUUAAAUGUUGGUAUCAGUUAAAAACCCCAAAACCUAUGCAAUACUUUUUUAUAUAUAGGUAUAUUAAAAUCCUAAUCCCAAUCCUUAUGUUCAUAUGGAAGCACAGCAAGCAAUGCAAUUGUUAGCUUUGUUAGAAUUAUAAGAGUAUUUAAUUUGUAUUUAUUGUCUAAGACUAAGACAUUGUACAUCUCCCCACGUUUCCCCACAAUUUUCCCCGCUAACAUGAACAAAACUCUGCGUUAAAUGUGUAUGAAUUAAAUUCCAAACUAAAAAAAAAAAAAAUGUUAAAUAUUUUGUAUCUGAUUUGUGUCUACAUAUGUGGAGUAUCAUUAUAUAGGUUGAUACUACUGGGUACCAAAGAAGUCUUUACAAUAAGAAGUGAUCUUUAAAUAUCAAAGAAAAGGAAACAAUUUCACUAAUUAAGAUUACUUCAAUCAUUUCAAUUC
Drosophila willistoni is the source of this 2763-nucleotide messenger RNA. It is a transcript of the gene Sidpn, whose product is annotated as protein hairy. The coding region runs from base 346 to 1935 and encodes 529 amino acids. The transcript is spliced from 3 exons. NCBI's taxonomy places the organism in Eukaryota, Metazoa, Arthropoda, Insecta, Diptera, Drosophilidae. Gene Ontology annotation, molecular function: DNA-binding transcription factor activity, RNA polymerase II-specific; RNA polymerase II cis-regulatory region sequence-specific DNA binding; protein dimerization activity. Gene Ontology annotation, cellular component: nucleus. Gene Ontology annotation, biological process: anterior/posterior pattern specification; regulation of neurogenesis; regulation of transcription by RNA polymerase II. The record is from RefSeq and is a predicted model, not a curated record.